Prorocentrum cordatum is the source of this 414-nucleotide messenger RNA. The record is from the annotation of a GenBank genome assembly. Lineage: Eukaryota; Dinophyceae; Prorocentrales; Prorocentraceae.
AUGCUUCCAAACGCCUCUGUCCGAGAGGGGAUAAAAAACAGCGCUCGGAAGCUUCCCCCUCCAGCGGACGCACUCGCCGAGGUGGCACACGAGCACGAUCGCCGCGCCCACGGCCAGCGGGCAGCCGCAGCAGAAGCUGGCGAGCGGGCUCAUCGCGCGCGCGCGCGGGCGCGGGCGCAGCCCGGAGGCUGGGCCCUGGCGGCGGAGACGCGCUCUGCUUUCGAGAAGUGGAUGUACGUCGGUCUUCAAGGUGUGUGGGGUGGCCAGGCGGCAGGGGCCGAAACGGCUGCGGCGGGAGGACGCGGCGGCGGCGGCGAGGCGAGGCGGAGGCGAGGCGGCGAGGCGAGGCGAGGCGAUGCGAGCGCCGAAGACGACGGCCCGCGAGGGGCACGGCGGGGGCGCCGGAGCGCCUAA